AUGCUCGUAGGAGGAGCUCUAGGUCCAGCCGGAAUCGCAGGAGCUGGUUUCGCCGCUGGUCCUGCCUUAGCCGCUGGUCCUGCCUUCGCCGCUGGUCCAGCUUUUGCCGCCGCUCCUGCCUUCGCUGCAGCUGCCCCCGCUGCUGUGACCGGAAGCUCUGCCAUUACUGUUAGUACUGACAACCAGCGUGCCCUUCCUGCUGGAGGAGCCCUUGGUGGUCUAUAUGGAUAUGGAUAUGGUCUUGGAGGUAUCGUUGGCCCUGCCGCCUAUGGAGCCUACGGUGGUUACGCUGCCCCUGCCGCCUAUGGAGCCUACGGCGCUUACGCCGCCGCCCCUGCUGCCUUUGUUGCCCGUCCCGCCGUCGCUGGAUUAGGUGGUUUUGGUCUGAGUGGCAAAUACCACUAAAAUCAGUUCAUUUACAGAUGCAGACAGGAAACACCAAGAAUGACAGUUGGAUGGUUGGCUACUCAAGGCUACGAUUCUUUUCGUUAGUUCAAUAUGUACUUAAAGAA
Molecule: messenger RNA, 512 nt
Organism: Limulus polyphemus (Atlantic horseshoe crab)
Lineage: Eukaryota; Metazoa; Arthropoda; Merostomata; Xiphosura; Limulidae
Product: elastin-like
Exons: 3
Coding region: 1-405 (134 amino acids)
Source: RefSeq, a predicted model, not a curated record